This is a messenger RNA of Nerophis lumbriciformis (worm pipefish), 573 nucleotides long. The record is from RefSeq and is a predicted model, not a curated record. NCBI's taxonomy places the organism in Eukaryota, Metazoa, Chordata, Actinopteri, Syngnathiformes, Syngnathidae.
AUGAACACCAACUCCACACAGAUACUGCAGCAGAGGAGCUGGAGGCAAGCCAGCCAAGGAAGGAGGGCGCGAGAGGGCCAGAUUGACAGAGGACAGAAGAGUGCGACUGAUACUCAGUCCGUUGUCGCUGAUCAGCUUACAGAAGAGCAGAUUGCUGAGUUCAAGGAGGCGUUUUCACUUUUUGACAAGGAUGGAGAUGGCACAAUUACCACCAAAGAGUUGGGCACAGUCAUGCGCUCUCUUGGGCAGAACCCCACUGAGGCAGAGUUGCAGGACAUGAUCAAUGAAGUUGAUGCAGAUGGAAAUGGCACGAUAGAUUUCCCUGAAUUCUUGACCAUGAUGGCCAGAAAAAUGAAGGAUACAGACAGUGAAGAGGAGAUCAGAGAAGCGUUCCGUGUCUUUGAUAAGGAUGGUAACGGCUACAUCAGUGCUGCUGAGCUCCGUCACGUGAUGACAAACCUCGGGGAGAAGUUAACUGACGAAGAAGUGGACGAGAUGAUUAGAGAAGCGGACAUCGAUGGAGACGGACAGGUCAACUAUGAAGAGUUCGUACAAAUGAUGACGGCAAAGUGA